CUUGGAAUCCCGUUUCCGCCCGCCGCAACUAUCCUGCGCAUUUCUACCAAUCUAAUGAUCAUUAGGUCUAAGCAAAAUAGCUUCCAGAAACAUGGAGACAGAGUCGCAUUUGAAUACUUCUAGACCUCAAUCUAGGUCCUCCUCUAUCCCUGGGAACCGAGCUUGCGCGAACUGUGCUCGAGUAAAAUGCAAAUGCAUUUAUCGGACCGACGACGCCACUUGCGAAAGAUGUUGCCGUCUCAAAAAGCAGUGCGUAGCAUCGAUUUCUGUUGGGUGUCGCACCGCAAAGCGUCGCCAGACUUCUAGAACAUCUAGACUUGAAGAGAAACUCGAUGAACUUGUGUUGCGCCUGGAGGCCCAGCAGCGUGCCAGAAGCAAGGGGAUGAUAAAUGAAUUAGAUAAACCCGGAGAGCAAGACCAAAGUGAAUCUAACGCGGAGAGUCUACCCAUCGCCUCCUCGACACCGGCAACACUUACCGAGAACCUUGGGGGGCCAACCUUGAUCUGCAGGGGGAAAACGCUGGAGUCAAGUUCUUCCUACCUUGAUGAGCCAACCCCCUCAGAAGCUGAGGAGUUGCUGAAAAGAUUUCGCGAAGAUACCAUAGGGUUCUUCCCAUUCGUGUAUAUACCCCCGCAUGUGACAUCUCAGCAGCUUAGAGAGGCAUACCCUUUCCUAUGGCUGAAUAUUAUGUGUAUAGCGCAAGCUUCGCACAAAGAACGGCUCUCUCUUAGUGACCAAGCAAGAAACAUCGUAGUCCAGAAGGUUGUCGUUAAUAGAGAAAAGAGCCUGGAUCUUCUACUAGGACUCCUUGCCCUUGUAGGUUGGUCACAGCGACAACGAAGAGAAAAAGACAAGCCAUUCUGGACAUUAUUCUCACAACUUAUCGCUACCUUGGUCUGCGAUCUAGGUCUUCAUAUGCCACAGCCUGAAAACGCACCGAUGUUCUGUGGCCUUGGCAAGGAUAACGAUUCGCGAAUAUCCAACCUCUUCGGAACGCCGACUCACGAUGUGCAACGGGCUGUGUUAGGCGCGUUUUUUCUUACUUCUAGGGUAUCUAACAUCUUUAAACAUGCCCCUGGCCUCCGUUGGUCUUCUCAUCUUGACAGCUGCCUUUCAAGUCUCGCCCAGGAAAGCACAGUAUCUCAAGAUGAGACUCUAAUCGCGCUAGUAAAGAUGCAGCUGAUUAUAAACCAAAUACAUGAUGAAUCCCAAACCAGUGGUGGUGGUAAUCUCCCAGCUCUCUAUCUAUCCGCUCUACGAUCGCAACUACACGAAAUAUCCAGGCGGGAGAAGUUUACUACUGCUGCUAGGAAUCAUCCGAUAACCUCAAUGUUUUACCAUUAUACAGAAGUUUUAAUCAGCGAAUCCGCGAUAAGUAAACCCCUCGCAUCUUGGAAUGAGCCAGAUAUGCGACGUUUUGAGGUCUACCAGAAUUGUCUUGUAUCGAUUCAAGCGUUCCUUGACGCAUUUUUCGAGCUGCCUAUCUCUUUAUUAGAAAGCAUGCCUUUCACCAGCUACCCACAAGUUGUCCGUGUCAUGAACUGUCUCCAAAGGAUCACAACCAUUCAAGAUCCCGCAUGGGAUCGAGCCGCCGUUCGAACAAGUAUUGACUUACUUUCGACAUGCGACAAGAUGAUCGCUAUACUUGAAUAUUUGAAAGCAUCAGCGACCUUAGCUUCAAGAGACGGCAGCGAAGACCAGACGCAUAAUUGGGGCCUCCUUGUAUUCCGGAAAUUGAGAGAGGCAUGGCAAAAUGACCUCGACUCUAUGGAUGCAGAGAGUACAGCGCGUCGAGAAGUUCCUCUCCCAGGCGGUAUAUUCACGUCGCCUAUGAUGUUUGUGGGCGAUCCUUGGUUCUCUGACACAUGGAACGGAUUUUGGAAAUAAGUGCAUGGGCACGUAAGGCUUCAAGGGCUACAUUAAUGGAGCUCUCAACCCGCCAAAGGUUUUCCCUAUAUCCUAAAUAGGUAGUUCCAA
Messenger RNA from Annulohypoxylon truncatum, 1978 nucleotides. RefSeq lists its product as uncharacterized. Bases 92 to 1888 code for a protein of 598 amino acids. NCBI's taxonomy places the organism in Eukaryota, Fungi, Ascomycota, Sordariomycetes, Xylariales, Hypoxylaceae. Gene Ontology annotation, biological process: regulation of DNA-templated transcription. The record is from RefSeq and is a predicted model, not a curated record. The transcript has 6 exons. Gene Ontology annotation, cellular component: nucleus. Gene Ontology annotation, molecular function: zinc ion binding; transcription cis-regulatory region binding; DNA-binding transcription factor activity, RNA polymerase II-specific.